AUGAAGAAAAUAGAUAUUGGGGGAUUUCAGAGAGGAUAUGAGAACAUACGGUCUCAGAACUUUGAAAAGCAAGGGAAAGGAGACCUCAAAGAGGGUUUUUACUUGGGCAAGCAUCUGAGCCUAGAUGAUCCAUACGUUAUUCAAAGGCGGUUUGGGCAAGGGCCGAACAAGUAUCCUGCGGAGCUGCCCGAUCCGAAAGAAUUCCAAAGAACGAUGGAAGAGUACCAUUCCGCCAUGAACAGCUUGGCUGUCAACCUUCUCUGUAUUCUGGCAUGCACGCUAGGCCUCGACCAGAACUAUUUCGAUGACUUUUGUGAGCAUCCUGUCGCCGCCCUUCGGCUGCUUCACUAUCCACCACAGGACCCAACUACACUGGAAACCGAAAGAGGUAUUGGUGCACACACGGACUUCGGCGCGGUCACCAUGCUAUUACAAGACGAAACCGGUGGGCUGCAAGUAUGGAACAAUCGCUCGUCCGAUUGGGUAGAUGUUACUCCAAUUCCUGGGGCAUAUGUGAUCAAUUUAGGUAACAUGAUGAUGCGAUGGACGAAUGAUCGCUACCUAUCGAAUCUCCACCGAGUCAUCAACAAGAGCGGGCGGGAAAGAUUUAGCAUACCAUUUUUCUUUUCCGGAAACCCCAACUAUACUAUUGAAUGCCUUCCCAGCUGCGUUGACUUGGAGAAAGGCGCCAAGUACCCCCCUGUAAAAGUCCACGACUGGAUGACAGGGCGAUUUGCGGAUACAUAUGGCUCGACACAUGGAAAGGGGAUCGGAGACCUCCGGCAGGAACUUGUUGCCAGUAUUCAGAAAUCCUAG
Molecule: messenger RNA, 816 nt
Organism: Penicillium macrosclerotiorum
Lineage: Eukaryota; Fungi; Ascomycota; Eurotiomycetes; Eurotiales; Aspergillaceae
Product: isopenicillin N synthase family dioxygenase
Exons: 2
Coding region: 1-816 (271 amino acids)
Molecular function (GO): dioxygenase activity
Source: RefSeq, a predicted model, not a curated record